Molecule: messenger RNA, 1353 nt
Organism: Wallemia ichthyophaga EXF-994
Lineage: Eukaryota; Fungi; Basidiomycota; Wallemiomycetes; Wallemiales; Wallemiaceae
Exons: 2
Coding region: 1-1353 (450 amino acids)
Biological process (GO): negative regulation of transcription by RNA polymerase II
Cellular component (GO): Sin3-type complex
Molecular function (GO): histone deacetylase binding
Source: RefSeq, a predicted model, not a curated record
AUGAGCACAUCAAGCCUCAGUUCACCAGAAUCAUCGCGCGGGAGCGAUAAGAUAGUUGUAAAUUUCCACGAUAAGGGCGCUACCAAGGGAUUUAGCGAUAGCGGUUCAGAAGCCUCGACUCAACCGCUCAGCAAAUCCAGCAGCGAGCUGUCGGAGCCACCCGAGGAUAGAAUAAAGGCGGAGGAGGCUGUGCAUCCUGCCAUCGCCCACGAACCCACUCUCGCUUCCGCUCUCGAUCCAAUCCCUUCAAACAUUCCGCACGAGCUGGCUAUGGAUCCCCCGCCUGAAGCUGUCGCAGCGCCUACAACUGAGAAAGAGGUCGGUGCUGGUGAGGCGCUGAUUGACAUGGCGGUGGAUGGCGAGGCUGAGGAGGCUGAGCCGGGCGAGAAGGUUGAGGAGCAACUCGAAAAGCAGCAGCUGGACGAGGAGCAAGACCAAGACGAGGAGCAGCACCCCGCAACAAACCCGCCACCAACCGAACAUGAAACACCUCAACCCCCCUCGCCCUCACCCUCACAUUCACACUCACAUUCGGACGAAAACACACAUGCACACACUGCCACAACGACGGGCACAUCCACAGCAUACCACGUCGACGACGAGCGCGAAGAUGCCCUCGCCCACCUCACCAAGCUAGAGAUAGAAUUUGCGAUGCUGCGCAAUAAGCUUUAUGUGGAGCGUAUGGAAGACGUAGGGCGGGAGAGUGCGAUGAUCGCAGAUGGCACACACCCCGAAUUACAGCAUCUACACACUAUACUCGCUCAAAGACGCGAUACACGACUCUCUCUCGCCAGCAUAAGGUUGAGGAAGCUCGAGGAAUCGCACAAAACCACUUUUCGCGCUGAGCAGACCGCUGCCUGGACUAACUGGGUUGAGGGCGUGAAGCAACUCCACUAUGGGCAGGGUGACAAGGUCGAGAGUGGCAGCUAUGGUUGGGGUGGUGGGUUGCAGGGCAACGAUAGGAAGAGGAGGAGACUCGAGAGAGAAAAGGAGGCGCUCGAGGUGCCUAAAAUCCUUCAACGGCCGCCCAUUGCUCACCUCGCCAUCAAGGCUACUCAACAGCUCGCUUCACUCCCACCCCCUCAAUCCACGGCAAGUAAAAACAAAAAACGCGGCAGAUACCCGAGGAAAGACCACAUCAACCACGAUAAACAGAAGGUGUCGAUGAAUAAUUGGCACGAUCUCAAUUCCAUGUUCGGUGAGCCGUUGAGUAGUAUUGAGGAUGUCCAGCUGGCGAGGCAGGCUGUGGACGAGGAUAUGAUGGCGAUGAAUGAUCGACAGCAGGAACUCCACGUUGAAACGGAAACAGACCACAGCAGACUAAUGCAAUCCAGCCAUCCGUCGCCGUUGUAA